GUCCUAGCUGGUGUCAGUUGUUGACAGACAGAGGUCAGUCUGUGGUGGGUUAUGAACCAGAGUGUCAGGUGAAUGGAAGACUGUUCUCCCCACUGCAGUGUGACCAGACAGACUGCUGGUGUGUGUCUCAGACAGAUGGACAGGAGCUGCCUGGAACCAGGAAGCCACGUGGCACCGGGAAGACGCCUGCCUGUGACAGUCCCCAGUGUCCCUCUCCUUUCUCUGACAUCACCGUUACCUACGGUGACGUGGUCUGUCGCUCUGACGUGAUUGGUGGCCAGCAGAACUGUGACCUCAUCUGUCACCUGGGUUACGAAAGCACACUUCCUGUAAACAUGCAGUUACUGUGUGACAUGGAGACCAGAGCCUGGGUGACAGAGGCCCCACUUCCUCAAGCCUGCCAGAGACUUCAGGUGCUGCAGACCGUCCAGACCUCUGUGGUGCUCCAGCUCACCCCUGGUCCAGACCAGGGACCCUGCAGCUCCUCCCUCCACUCCAGCCUGCAGACCUCUCUACUCCACGACAUGAGGGCCCAGGGUCUCUGCAGCCUGCAG
Molecule: messenger RNA, 554 nt
Organism: Oncorhynchus keta (chum salmon)
Lineage: Eukaryota; Metazoa; Chordata; Actinopteri; Salmoniformes; Salmonidae
Product: thyroglobulin-like
Exons: 3
Source: RefSeq, a predicted model, not a curated record